Onthophagus taurus is the source of this 1634-nucleotide messenger RNA. RefSeq names its product hsc70-interacting protein. Gene Ontology annotation, molecular function: Hsp70 protein binding; protein dimerization activity. NCBI's taxonomy places the organism in Eukaryota, Metazoa, Arthropoda, Insecta, Coleoptera, Scarabaeidae. The record is from RefSeq and is a predicted model, not a curated record.
AUAAAUACGUGCGCCAGCGCCCUCUAGUCGAAAACUUGAGACAACGACCGCGACCGGUGUUUUAUCGGCUGUUAAUUUAUUCCCUCACGUACGUUUUAAUCCGGGCCUAAAUUCUGUUCUUUUUAUCCAGCUUUUACCAAAGUUUACUAAAUUUAUACUUCAAAAACCAUCGAAUAUGAAAACCAUGCCUCUGGAUCAAGACAGCAUCGACAAAUUGAAGCUGUUUAUUGACGUUUGCAAGCAACAACCCGACGUUUUGCAUUUUGAUGAAUUAAAGUUCUUCAGAGACUAUAUCGUUUCACUUGGAGCUACGCUACCACCAAGGAAUGAAAACCCAACUGUAACUCCUACUGAAGAACCUUCUACUACUAAACCAAUGGCUUCCGAACCGGAAGUCGAUCCAAAAGAAACUGGGGACAUUGAUUCUGAUGUCGAAUCCGAAUUGGAAUUUGACACAACAGGUUGUAUUGAACCUGAUGUGAUUAAUGAAGAAACUCAAAUUAUGGGAGAUUCCACUAAAGAGGUUAGUGUAGAAGAAGAAGAUCAAGCUGAUGUGAAACGUAUUGAAGCCGUUCAAGAAGGUGCUGCUGGUAACUAUGAUAAAGCUGUUGAAUUAUAUACUGAAGCAAUAAAAUUAAACCCUCAAUCUGCCUUAUUGUUUGCCAAAAGAGGACAAGCAUAUUUAAACAUGUCGAAACCAAAUGCUUGCAUUAAAGAUUGCACAAAAGCUUUGGAAUUGAACUGUGACUCAGCAGCCGCUUACAAAUUCAGAGGGCGUGCCUAUCGUUUAUUAGGAGAAUGGGAAAAAUCAGCUAAAGAUUUACGACAAGCUGCUAAAAUUGAUUUCGAUGAGCAAACUGAUGAGUGGUUGAAAGAAGUUCAACCGAACGCGUUGAAAAUUGAACAACAUAACAUUAAAAUUGAAAGGAAAAAAGCUGAUAAGGAAGAAAAAGUUAAAAGGGAAAAACUUAGAGCUUAUAGAGAAGCUCAUGCUAAGGCUGCAACUCAACCAGAGGCAACUGGUGAUGAGGAGGGUUUGGGUGGAAUGCCUGGAAUGGGAGGAAUGGGUGGCAUGGGAAAUUUAUAUAAAUUGUUACAAGAUCCUGAAAUAUUGCAAGCAUUUCAGGAUCCUGAAGUAGAAGCAGCAUUUAAAGAUAUAUCUACAAAUCCUGCUAAAUUAGCAUCUUAUCAAAACAACCCAAAAAUAAAAGCAGUAAUUGAAAAAUUAUCUUCGAAAUUGGGUAGUCAAGGUGGAGCAGGUGGUUUUCCAGGAUUUCCGGGUGGUAUGCCAAAUUUUGGAGGUUUUGGAGGAACCACUCCAUCAACCGGGGGAAUGCCAGAAGAAGAUCCAUUGGAUUAAAAAUAAAGAAUGGAGAAUUGAUACAGCUCAAGGGAGGAAAGAAGUUUUUUUUUUGCAUGUUAAUUCAUGAUAAAUUUAUUAAUGUUGAUUGGUAUAUGUUAGUUUUUUUAUUAUCUACAUAAAUACAUUCAGCUUAAUUUUCAUGGUGUGCUGAAAGACUGAAAUCACGUUUUGUUUUUUGUGUAACGUCAUUAAUUUAGAUCUUUAGGUACUAGUUAUUGAGUAUCAUAUAUUGAUUUUAGUGGUUCAAUAAUAAAUUGUUAUUAAGCCUUUA